AUGCUCCUGACAUGGGUGAGCCUACUUGUGUGGGAGGUGUCCGGCAACCCCUCCUACAUGACUUGUGACUUCAACUGCCUCGGCGGCUACACACCGGGCAGUGCCUUUGGCUAUAUGAGUAUCGCAAAUAUUGGUGCGACCACCGGUGCCACCUGUGCCAUCUCCACAGACAUCCCUGGCACCGGUUUUGUGGGGGGAACCGACUAUCAGGUGACUGUCUCGUCCACCCAAGCCCUCGGCCAAAAGAUUGGGGCAAGCAGUGGGCUCUUCGGCUCCGCGUCCACUGCGGAUCAGGACUCGAGGGUUACCAGCCAUGCCUAUACUUGGACUGCGCCGACGUGUGGUAGUGUGAGCUUCCGUGCCCUUUGUGGCGCCGGUGGGAGCACAGACGAAGUCUGGGCUGCAGCCGAAGUUAGCAGCACCGAAGCUGGGGGAAAUGUUUGCACGACCACCGGCAGCUCUGGCGAUACCACGACACCAGCAGCCGCCAGCGGACUGGAGCUGACUAGUGGCCUGUCCAUGACUGCAGCGGUGGAUAGCACCGACGUCACCAUUGAGGUCUUUUCCUCCAUGAACACGUGGAUCGGGAUUGGCUUCGUGGAGGGCUCCAGCCCAUCCAUGGUCAACGCAGACACCUUUAUCUGCAGCGGUGGAACUGUUCUGCGGUACUGGAUGACGGCCGAGGCACCACCGACCGGGGGCCAGGUUGUGCCCGGGUCUUCCUGCUCCACCGUCUCCGGCCAGGUCUCCAUGCAGUUCACGCGGAAGCUGCAGGCCGAAACGGCCUCCCAAGUCGCGAUCUCGCCGGGCACGCAGCAGAUGGUCAUCUACGCGCAUGGCAGUGAUGGCUCCACCACACUGGCCUACCACGGCAGCAACCGGGGAGGCGCCCUCGUCGAUUUCGGCUCGCUCGAGUCGGUCGUGUCUGUGGGGCCGACGGCCGAGGCUUCUCUGUGGUUGCACCUCAUUCUGAUGGCCGUCGGCUGGGGAACUCUCCUUCCAUGGGGCGUGGCGCUGGCAAAUCGUGCACGGGACGUGACGGGGGCACCCGGGGGCGCCUGGUUCAAGCUGCACAGGCGCAUCCAAGUCUGCGGAUGGACGAUUCAACUCGUUGGCUUCUGCAUGGCCGUGUGGUACGUGCAGGCGUUGCACUUCACAGGCCCUCAUCACGUCGUCGGCUUCGUUGCCGUCGUCCUGGGGACGCUGCAGCCCUUCAACGCCAUCCUCCGGAAGUUCUGCGGGCACCCGGAGCCAGGGCAGAGCAAGACGGCUGGGCGAAGACUCUUCGAGGUGGUCCACAAAGGCGGCGGCUACAUUGCCACGGUGAUGGGCAUGGUGAACUUCGAUUGCUCUUAG
This is a messenger RNA of Symbiodinium natans, 1356 nucleotides long. The record is from the annotation of a GenBank genome assembly. NCBI's taxonomy places the organism in Eukaryota, Dinophyceae, Suessiales, Symbiodiniaceae.